Molecule: messenger RNA, 581 nt
Organism: Daldinia caldariorum
Lineage: Eukaryota; Fungi; Ascomycota; Sordariomycetes; Xylariales; Hypoxylaceae
Exons: 2
Coding region: 15-338 (107 amino acids)
Source: RefSeq, a predicted model, not a curated record
GGGAUACUCAGUCAAUGAUCUUGGUGAAAUCCCCAUACUCUACUUAUAUCAAAUCGCAUCCUUGUCGUUCCAACCCAAAUAACGGUAUGGCUGCGACUUACUACGACCCAUCGCCAGAGGUGGCAGCUGCGAUGAAAGCUUCUGCAACCCGCAGUGUGAACACCAUGGCGGGUAUUCUUGCACUCAUUGGUCUCUGCUGGCUCCUCCUCGCCGCAUUCUUCAUAUACAACUUUUCCAGGCCAUUAAAGAGCCUCAACCCCGAGAAUGCUACGAGACACCGUGUUGUUGUUGGUGGAACUGAGAAGAGGUGGUGGAUCGAUAACGACGAUGCUGUCUAGGUAACGGCAUCUAUGAAUUUACACCAGGCUUCGAGAAAGACGUUUCUGGGUCGACGGUGAGCAUCGGGUUUGAAGGAGUUAUUCGGGUUAUCGCAAGAAGUCGGCUCAGGUUGGGUACCAACUAAAGGCUAUGAGAAAGAGUGUUACGUCUUGCAUAAGCAUAGGAUCGCUGUCUACAAGAGUUAACGCGCGACGCAUUACUGAAUUAUCAAGGUCAGAUGGUAUUCGUUAAUUCUGCAUUGG